GGACCACGGAGACACCAUGAGGAGCCUGCUGCUUCUGUCCAUUCUGGCGGCCUUGGCCGUGGCAGCUUUGUGUUAUGAAUCUCAUGAAAGCAUGGAAUCCUACGAAAUCAGUCCCUUCAUUAACAGGAGAUAUGCAAAUACCUUUAUAUCCCCACAGCAGAGAUGGCGAGCUAAAGCUCAAGAGAGGAUCCGGGAGCGCACCAAGCCCGUCUACGAGCUCAACCGGGAGGCCUGCGACGACUACAAGCUGUGCGAGCGCUACGCCCUGAUGUACGGGUACAACGCCGCCUACAACCGCUACUCCCGGCAGCUCCGCGGGCGCAAGUGA
Miniopterus natalensis is the source of this 328-nucleotide messenger RNA. It is a transcript of the gene MGP, whose product is annotated as matrix Gla protein. The record is from RefSeq and is a predicted model, not a curated record. Gene Ontology annotation, molecular function: calcium ion binding. Lineage: Eukaryota; Metazoa; Chordata; Mammalia; Chiroptera; Miniopteridae. Gene Ontology annotation, cellular component: extracellular region.